Messenger RNA from Trypanosoma theileri, 795 nucleotides. RefSeq lists its product as uncharacterized. The record is from RefSeq and is a predicted model, not a curated record. The transcript has a single exon. Lineage: Eukaryota; Euglenozoa; Kinetoplastea; Trypanosomatida; Trypanosomatidae. The coding region runs from base 1 to 795 and encodes 264 amino acids.
AUGCAGAAGCAAUCAAAUACUAUAAGCAAUGAUCCCCAGCUUCAAAAGGCAAAUGGGUUUACUGAGGCAGAAACUCUUUUGGACAUUAUGUUGAAAAAAUUUAAUUCAACAGAUAGAGAUGAAGCGGAUCCUUUUUUGUUGCGGGUGGUUAUUGCAGGUAAGAGAACCGAAAAUGCAGCUCGUUCUCUUGGGACAUUAAUGACAGAACUUAUUGAUAGGGCUGUAAGUGAGAGUGAAAAUCCUUUAAGACUAAAAAAUGAGACUACAACAAAGCCAUCAGGUCUUAUUAUUGAUUAUGAAAAUAACUUUAUUGAAAUAAUUGAAGGAUAUGAAAGACAUAUUGUUGGCUUUUUGAAACUAUUGAAGAAACACUGCGAUUUAAAAGAAGAUGCCAGUUGUUCAGAUGUUAGGAUAUUAUUUUUAACAGAUGAUGUUCUCUCACCACUUGCGGUGCCGUUUUCAUGUAUCGACAAAUUACCUGCUUUAACUCCAGAAGCCGAAGUUGGUGAGAAAUCUGAUGAAGAGAUAGCUGAAUUGCUUCUAGAUGACAUAAAUAAUUUGGUAAAGUUGUCAAACUUGGUAGCAAAUGAGUUAACAAACAAACGUAAGAUAUUUUUAGAUAGUGCUAGAGUAUCUCAUCCUAUGCUUUUCCCUCGAACAUCUUCACUCAAAAACUACUUGGAAAAAGAUCUCUUCUUGACACUCUCAGAGUAUGUAGAUCUUUUUGCUAAGGUACCAGAGUUAACUAGAGACGUGGAAUUAAAUCACCCGGUUGAGGAUCCAUUGAAAUACUAA